AUGUCUCUUCCGAACGGGGUUACAGCCAUGUCACGGGCUUUUGCCAUGCCCACGCCCGUCGUUUCGUGUACACGGGCGCGGCGCCGGCUGGAAGUCGGCGGGGUUGUCGAGGGCGGUCAAGGGCAAACGUGCGGUUGGCGGCUUGCUUCUCGAGCCCUUUUUUCUUUCACUGCACGGGCUCUUGGCAGUCGUCUACCGCAUUCGACACUUCUUUCCUCACUUGUGGGUCUCUGUUCGGCCCUCGUCGCGCGCUUGCGCGUUGGUGUGCUAUGUGCUGUUCAACGGUUGCAUGAGGGCCUUGCCCUUGUCCAGCAUGGUCAUGUAUGCAGAGCGUGA
Molecule: messenger RNA, 336 nt
Organism: Chondrus crispus (carragheen)
Lineage: Eukaryota; Rhodophyta; Florideophyceae; Gigartinales; Gigartinaceae
Exons: 1
Coding region: 1-336 (111 amino acids)
Source: RefSeq, a predicted model, not a curated record